Arctia plantaginis is the source of this 480-nucleotide messenger RNA. Lineage: Eukaryota; Metazoa; Arthropoda; Insecta; Lepidoptera; Erebidae. The record is from the annotation of a GenBank genome assembly.
AUGAAAAAAGUCGUGUUGGUUGGUGUGUUGGCUUAUUUGGCCAAUCAUGUCGGCGAAUUGGAAGCAUAUUUUGUCGGCGCUGGUUUAAAUGUCCGCUUCGGUCAACUCCUGUACACUGACAGCAAAUAUCAAGUUCUUCGAGAGGAGAUGAUAAAGGCUAACACUCGGAACUUAGUAUACCACUGCAGGGCGGACAAAAGCGACUGUGACGCUGCACUGGCCAAAAUGAGAUAUAAAGCUAGCAAACACUUCUAUGCACUGUCGAAGGCUGUAGUAGACUAUGUGAAAAAUAAGAGACAGGCGAGACCCACUGGAUAUGUAGGUACUGCUACGUUCUGCCAGGACAACAUAUGCGUACCAGACACAGAUCCGCCCAUCGUUUUUGGCGGCUGUUUCACUCUCAUCUCAUGCGGCGGCAACCAGACCUGGCACCUGGACCCUAUUGUAUACAAAAACAAAAAGAAAGGAAGAUUCUAUUAG